Eufriesea mexicana is the source of this 1843-nucleotide messenger RNA. RefSeq names its product Vesicular monoamine transporter (gene Vmat). The transcript has 12 exons. NCBI's taxonomy places the organism in Eukaryota, Metazoa, Arthropoda, Insecta, Hymenoptera, Apidae. Gene Ontology annotation, biological process: aminergic neurotransmitter loading into synaptic vesicle; transmembrane transport. Bases 257 to 1843 code for a protein of 528 amino acids. Gene Ontology annotation, cellular component: synaptic vesicle membrane; terminal bouton. Gene Ontology annotation, molecular function: serotonin:sodium:chloride symporter activity. The record is from RefSeq and is a predicted model, not a curated record.
UCGUCGACAUACUCCUCGUCAUCGUCAUCGUCGUCGACACCGACAUCGACAUCGCCGUUCACCAGCGAUUGCAUCCAUUUCGACCAACCGAAUAUCCUGCUUUUUCUUCGUUCCCACGUCGUUCGUUCGUGCGUUCGUGCGUUCGUGCGUUCGUGCGUUCGUUCGUUCGUUCGAUCGACUUUGCCGUACGUUCAUCCACUCGCAACAUAGCCAUAGAUUAUCCGGUGAAAAAGAAGACACGAAUCUCGGAAUUAGGAUGGGCGGCGGAGAAUGGAGCGGCUGGUUACAACGAUGUCGAGAAUCGCGAAGAUUGGUUCUCGUGAUCGUGGCCAUUGCUCUGCUCUUGGACAACAUGCUUCUGACAACGGUUGUGCCCAUUAUACCGGAAUUUCUGUACGAUAUCAAACAUCCCAAUGCAACCUUGAGCGAACAUCUCGAAGGGGGUAGUGGUUCGCGUGCAACGACUUUCACUGGUAUACAACCAACGAGUAGCGAUAUAAUCGCGUCUAUUAGCUCCGACGUAACCACCACGCCGAAAUGUCCCUGUGCCCCGAGCAAAUCCAACGAUUCUCAAUUGGAGUUUCUUUACGCGACCACAUCCUCCCCGUCCAACAUCGAGAUCACCGGUAUGCUCGAGAGCACGAGCGUCGGUGAUAUUACCAACUCGGAAGCGGAGAUGGGAGAAAAGGAACAACGACAUCGCGAGUUACUGCAAGAAACGGUGGCCGUUGGAAUAAUGUUCGCUUCGAAGGCUUUCGUUCAAUUGCUAGCAAAUCCGAUCGUCGGUCCUCUUACUCACAAAAUCGGUUAUAGCAUACCCAUGUUCACUGGUUUCAUCAUCAUGUUCAUUUCCACGCUGAUAUUUGCCUUUGGACGAAGUUACGGCAUCCUGUUCUUAGCGAGGGCGCUUCAAGGAAUAGGCUCUUCGUGUUCCAGUGUAUCGGGUAUGGGCAUGUUGGCCGAGAGGUACCAAGACGACAAGGAACGAGGAAACGCGAUGGGUAUCGCGCUCGGUGGUUUGGCCCUUGGUGUCCUCAUCGGACCACCGUUUGGCGGUGUCAUGUACGAAUUCGUAGGAAAGUCUGCUCCGUUCUUGAUACUUUCUGCCUUGGCCCUUGGCGAUGGAAUUUUACAGCUAUUGGUGCUUCAACCGUCUGUCGUGUACACCGAGGCGGAACCACCGUCCCUCAAAUCCCUCAUCACCGAUCCUUACAUCGUUUUAGCUGCCGGUGCCAUCACGUUCGCCAAUAUGGGUAUCGCUAUGCUUGAGCCUAGUCUUCCGAUUUGGAUGAUGGAUACGAUGGGUGCGAGUAGAUGGAAGCAAGGUGCUACGUUUCUACCGGCCAGCAUUAGUUAUUUAAUUGGCACUAAUCUUUUUGGACCGCUCGGACAUAGAAUGGGCAGGUGGUUAGCCUCGUUGAUCGGUCUUGUCGUCAUUGGCAUUUGCCUCAUGUGCAUACCUCUGGCUAGAAGUAUCGACCAUUUGAUCGUACCUAAUGCCGGCUUGGGAUUCGCUAUAGGCAUGGUGGAUAGUUCCAUGAUGCCUGAAUUAGGAUAUUUAGUCGACAUACGACACACUGCCGUUUACGGCAGUGUCUAUGCCAUUGGAGAUGUUGCCUUUUGUUUAGGUUUCGCAAUUGGUCCUGCUUUGAGCGGUACGUUGGUUAACAGCAUCGGCUUCGAGUGGAUGUUAUUCGGAAUUGCCAUUUUAAACUUUAUUUACGCCCCAUUGAUGUAUUUCUUGCGAGCACCGCCAACCAAGGAGGAGAAGAAGUCGUUGAUAAUUGGCGAAAAAUCCUCUGUGCGCUACGUAACGUACCAGAACGAGGAAGAAGAACAAUAA